Sphaeroforma arctica JP610 is the source of this 3114-nucleotide messenger RNA. RefSeq lists its product as hypothetical. Lineage: Eukaryota; Ichthyosporea; Ichthyophonida. The record is from RefSeq and is a predicted model, not a curated record. Gene Ontology annotation, molecular function: protein binding. The transcript is spliced from 15 exons. The annotation marks the transcript as partial.
GGCUAUACCUCGCAUCGCCUCCCUGACCUCCCAAGUGAGCGAUGAUGUAUCCGAGUGUAUUGUACGGUCACUGGUUGCCAUGGGCACCCAUCCACUGACGGCCAAUGAAUUGAUUGUACGGUCGGAUGGGCCAAUAAAGUUUGGAGAUAAUGUGCAGGGAAGUGCAUGGCUUCAUAACUGUCUACAGAGCACAAACACAGACCUCUGCCGCACUUCCACGAGCUUGUUGUGCACACUGCAUACCACUCUGUCGACAAUGGCGGUACAGAAGUCAGACCCUGAAUCCGAGAAACAGUGCGAAGCUCUUACCACCGUCAUCACCGACGAGUGCAACUCUGCUUUCCUUGCCUCAAAAUAUAGCGCUAAGGACCCUGAGCCAUCCUCAGCAACCUUAUCCCUGCUCAGUCAACUUGAGGCGCUCUCCAGCCAGAUGUCACCCAGUCUUGCUCAGACACUCAUAAUCAAGCACAAGGGCACGCACACCGACGGUCUAAGUUUCUCUGAUGUUCUGAUCAAUGUGCUGAGUGUGCAUCGGAAUGCGCACGUGCGGCUGGUGGUUUCUGCGGUGGUCUCGCGAGUACUGGGCUCGUUGAGUGAGGAGUAUCAGCUUAUACUUAAACAGGCGCUCCUUCGCGUUGUGGUCCAAGGCCUCGAUGCUAAAGGCGAUAUUGUAGCUCAGACACGGGCACUAAGUGUGAUCAACGUUAUGUUCGUAGCCAGUUUGGUAUUGGGCAUCUGGCUAUUGGAUACCGAGGGAGUAUUUGGAAAGGUUUUGGACUGCUACGAGCAACAGAAAGUAGAAGAGGAGAAGACCAGCGAGGAGAGCGAUGCAGACGAUCUAAGAGUGGCACUGCUGUGUGGUGUGUCUGAGGCCCUGAGUCACUACGCGUCCAACAAGAGCAAAUGUAUACAACUCUUAAAGAACGGUGUGACGCAACUGCACGAACUAUACAUGCAUGAAGUCCCAGAAGUCUCUGUGCGUGCUUUGGUAGGACUGUCGCGUGUGAUGAGUGCUGCCUCCCUCUUGGGCGAGGCAAAGGAAUUGACCAGUGAGAUGAGCGUGAGCAGGCUGUAUGAGGCUGCCGCGACGCUUGUGAAAGAAAAUGGGGGUGAUGAGAAGAUGGGGUUGGGCGAGACACGGAGGUGGGCCAUUGAGUGCCUGGCAGUACAGAGCAUCAACGCCGAUGUGAAAGACCUCAUCUGCGCAGACAAGACUAUCCUGAAGUUUUUGAUGGACGAGAUGCACGCCACACGUGACCUGGGUGUGGGUGUGGGGCUAGCGAGUAUGGUCCAGAAUAUAACCUGCAGCACUCGAAAGAAGCAUCUCACAGACGAACAAAAGGAGUUGCAAUCGCUCAACGAAUUCGCUAAGGAUACCAUCGAGCGUGAACAGGCCAAUGACUCCGCCGAACGAAUCGAGGCGCGAGUAGCUGUCUUAACGGAGGCUGAUCUUCUACCAGCUCUAGUACAACUAGCUUCAACAUCCGAGUCAUCUCUGACUAUCACAGAGUCCAUCGCCCGUGUGCUGGUCACUGUGGCCGCGCAGAAGAGUGCGCGUGGACGGAUGGUGGCAAGUGGUGCGCACAACACUCUGCUGAGAUGCCAUCGUUUGCUCGGGGUAGGCAUGCAGAUGGAAAGUGAGAAGAUUUCUGCCCAAGACGCACGUGUGGACACCAGCACACCAACUGUAGCGGAGAUGGUCACCUCCGCCUCAGCAGCACGCGCUGAAAGCUAUGCCGAGGCUCGAGAUGAAGCCGCCCAGGGACUAGCACGUAUAGCUAUCACACAGGACCCGAACAUAUCUUUCCCCGGUCAGAAAUGCUACGAGUUAAUACGUCCCUUAAUGGGUCUAUUGGGAUCGUUGUCCGAGUUGAAAGUGUUCGAGGGACUGCUGGCGCUGACGAAUCUGUCAAGUAUGGGCGAGCAAGUGCAAACUGUCAUUCUCAAAGAAGGGGGCUUGGAUGAGCUGGUAAGGUUACAGCUGGACGAUAACGAGCUCAUACAACGGAGCGCCACGGAGUGUCUGUGCAAUAUGCUUCAGCAUGAUGAGGUGUUCGAUGAGUAUGCGUACACAGAAGGCAGCAGAUUCGGUGAUCUCCGCCUAUGGACUUUAUUAUGUGGUUCGGAGGAAGAGGCGUGUGUGAUGGCUGCCUCUGGCGGUAUUGCUCAAUUAACGAGGAGUCCAUUCGUGUGCGAUGCCUUGUGUAAGUUGGAGCGGGGGUACGAGGGUAUUCAAGAGCUGAUGGUAUCGCCGUCUAGCGAUGUAGCGUACAGGGGCCUGUACAUUUUACAAAAUAUCUUGUCGCACGAAAACAAGGAACACGCCAAAGCAUUCGCCGAGCAACCCAACUCUGUGGAAAUCUUAUCUGCCCUCGUCGCAAAGCCGGGACAAGCGCCAAACGUUAAACACGUUGCGGAACAGUGCGUGGUGCAACUGGUGUCGAUGGGCAUUAUCGUUCAAGCAUGACAAACCAGUAGAUCGCUGGGUCUAAGGGGUCGUCAGGAUAUUGCGAAGUACACAUAAUGGAAUGUGUUAUAUGCAAUAAGCUCGAGUGUGAUUUGAUGUACUUGUUCAUACACUGGACAUUGUAAAGUCAAUUGUGAGCUUAGUUUUCCUACUACGAGUCAUGUGCAUAUUCGAUUAACACAUACAAUCAUUAUCGCAAAAGGCGUACUGAACUUUUAUCCACGACCAAACAGCAAUCUUUAAUGAAUCCUAAUCGCUGCGUAUACCCGUGUUCUAUGCUAGCUGCAUAAUUCACUAUGAAAGUUAAAUAUACGUUUAUUAACAGCCCCGACCCAAUACACACUCUUCCCCUCAGUCGUAUAUUGUACACAUGCCGGACAUGCAAGCACCAUGCAUGUACCAUUUUCUGACACUAUGUACAGUAAUCUGUAUACUGAUGGUCGCGAGAUCUCACGCCCGAUCAACCUACAGACAACCUAUCUGAUAGAACCUUAAGAAUGGCGGGGUUGUAUGCUGCUCACAUGACGUACAUGCCCAUAUACGAGCUAGUAUAAAAUUGCACACCAACCGCGGGAAUUUGAUAUAUAAUAGUAAGCCUGUGAGGUGUGCGAUGCAAACCAAAAUAUAAUAAACUUGUUAAGUCACCA